AUGAAGGAGGAGCCUCCCUCAUCCGCCAAGUGCCGAGACAAGUUCCUUGUGCAGUCAACCAUCAUCACUCCGGACUUUGAGACGGCCUCGCUCCAGGAGAUCUGGCCUACGAUCGAAAAGGAGAACAAGUCGGCGAUCCACGAGCAAAAGAUCCGAUGCGCAUACCUCCCCGCUACCACCGCUCCGCUCGCCGAGGAGGACGAGGGCAACACUAGCCAGGCCAACGGCGACGAGCGAUACAGCACGGUGCGAGGAACACCGAGCAAGUUCAACGGCGACGACAGCUACUCUUCGCAGACGUACAACCCCAUCGCUGCCGCCCAGAACGCUUCGGCGAACACCGACGGCUCGUCGGCCGUCAAGGCCAAGGAGGCUCUGUAUGCGGCUGGCGGUGCUGCUGCUGCCGGUGUCGGUGCAGCCGCGGUGGCUACGCGAAACGCCGGAUCGGGCGUCGUCAACGGUGCCACGUCGGGCGCUUCGGCUGCCAACAAGGACACCUCGAACCUCUCCAGCUCGGAACUGCAGGCCGAGGUGGCCCGGCUCAGAAAGGAGCUCGAUGCUGCCAAACGCUCGUCGUCUGGCAACGUGCAAACCGCCUCUGCUGAGGGUGUUCCCGUGCACAUUGUCGCUGCUAUUGCGUUUGCCGUAUUCGCUAUCACGUACGUCAUGUUUUGA
Messenger RNA from Pseudozyma hubeiensis SY62, 675 nucleotides. RefSeq lists its product as hypothetical. The record is from RefSeq and is a predicted model, not a curated record. Gene Ontology annotation, biological process: endoplasmic reticulum membrane organization. The transcript has a single exon. Gene Ontology annotation, molecular function: FFAT motif binding. NCBI's taxonomy places the organism in Eukaryota, Fungi, Basidiomycota, Ustilaginomycetes, Ustilaginales, Ustilaginaceae. Gene Ontology annotation, cellular component: plasma membrane; endoplasmic reticulum membrane. The coding region runs from base 1 to 675 and encodes 224 amino acids.